Molecule: messenger RNA, 303 nt
Organism: Penicillium cinerascens
Lineage: Eukaryota; Fungi; Ascomycota; Eurotiomycetes; Eurotiales; Aspergillaceae
Exons: 4
Coding region: 1-303 (100 amino acids)
Biological process (GO): negative regulation of ATP-dependent activity
Cellular component (GO): mitochondrion
Molecular function (GO): ATPase inhibitor activity
Source: RefSeq, a predicted model, not a curated record
AUGCUUCGCCAAUCCAUCGCUCGCCCUCUCCUGUCCGCUAACCGGGUCUUGUCCCAGCGGGCAUUCUCCGUUGCCGUCCCCCGCAUGGGUGAGGGUGAUACCGGCGCUCCUCGCUCUGGAUCUGGUGGUUCUUCUGGCGAUUCCUUUACGAAGCGCGAAGCUGCCCAGGAAGCUCUUUACAUCCGUGAAAAGGAACUGGAGAAGCUGCACCAGCUCAAGAAGAAGAUCACCGCUCAGCGCGAACACCUCGAUGACCUGGAGGCGCACAUUAACACCUUGACCAAGGAGCAAGGGAAGCAGUAA